Molecule: messenger RNA, 1532 nt
Organism: Volvox carteri f. nagariensis
Lineage: Eukaryota; Viridiplantae; Chlorophyta; Chlorophyceae; Chlamydomonadales; Volvocaceae
Exons: 13
Coding region: 1-1518 (505 amino acids)
Biological process (GO): phosphatidic acid biosynthetic process
Cellular component (GO): membrane
Molecular function (GO): 1-acylglycerol-3-phosphate O-acyltransferase activity
Source: RefSeq, a predicted model, not a curated record
AUGCUGGUGAUGGCUCCGUUUGUUCUGACAUUUGACAAGUUCAGGCGACUAGGCCAACACUUUGUGAACAACAUUUGGGCGUGUGUCAGCACCUUCCCCUUCUACCGAGUUACGAUCGAGGGCCGGGAAAACCUGCCGCCGCCAGACAAGCCAGUGGUAUAUGUGGCGAACCACCAGAGCUUCCUGGACAUCUACUCUCUGUUCCAUCUGCAGCGGCCCUUCAAAUUUAUUUCCAAAACAAGCAACUUUCUUAUUCCCAUUAUCGGCUGGAGCAUGUUUCUGACAGGUCACGUGAUGAUCAACCGGGUGGAUCGUCGUAGUCAGCUCAAGUGCCUGCAGCAGUGCCGGGAGCUGCUGGAGCAGGGGGCCCCCGUGCUGUUCUUCCCGGAGGGCACGCGCAGUCUGGAUUGCCGGCUGGCUGGCUUCAAGAAGGGCGCCUUCAGUGUGGCCGCCAAGGCCGGAGUAGACGUGGUGCCCGUCACCCUCAUUGGCACGGGCUCGCUGAUGCCGAGCGGGAAGGAGUCCCAGCUGCGGCCUGGGGAGGUGCGGGUGGUGGUGCACAAGCCCAUCCCCACCUCGGGCCGUACAGCCGACCAGCUGUGCGACGAGGCGAGGGCCUCGGUGGCGUCUGCUCUCCCGCCGGAGCUGCUCCCGCCACUAGGCCCGCAGCCCCCAGCCCAGCCGCAUCUUUCCCACGCCCUCUUGGGGAGCCAGCCGGAUCAGCCGCAGCAGCAGUGUCUUCUGCUGGGCCAAGCCGCGCGCCAUACACUAUCACACAGGCCGCGGAGUCAGCUCCCCGCACCCCCCGGCCCCAGACACACGAUGCUGGUCUAUCGCAACACCUUCGGUGCCGUCUGCAUGCGCUUCCACAAGACAGAUGUCGUAACGGUCCGAACCAACGGUGACGUGGUACUUACAAGCGGCGGCUUUCACACCCGUACUACGUACUGCACCAUACAAGAGGCUCUGGAGCCCUUGGGCCUUACCUUGCAGGGCACGGGGCCUGAGGGCCGAGGGGAGUGGUCGGUGGUGGCAUCGGACGGCAGUCGUACACCCUGGGAGGACGGUAUGGUGAUUCCAGCCAAGACCGAUGCGGACCGGGGGCGAGGGCAGCGGCUGUUGGAUGCGUACGGCGUGGUGGCACCGUCAGCGGCGGCGGCGGCGAGGGCUGCAGCGGGCUUUGGGACGGCGGCGGCGUCCGCGGGCUCCGCCGCCGUACCCCGCACCGCCGAGUCCAUCUCCAACCUUCAGAAAUUGCUCGACGUCGCCCUCGCGAUGAAGGACGACGCCGCGGCGGAGGCCAGCGGUGGCGGUGGCAACGGCGGCGGCAACGGCGGCGCCACGUUGGCCGGCGGCGACGGCACUGAGGAGCUGGAUGACGAGCACGCGUGUAUCGCCUGCAUGGCGGCCCUCAAGACGACGUUGCUGAUCCCUUGUGGCCACAUGGUGAUGUGCGGGCCGUGUGCCGAGCAGACCUCCGGUACACCUCCGGAGGGCAACGCAACUCAGGAAUUGUAACACACACAUACAUG